Girardinichthys multiradiatus is the source of this 1531-nucleotide messenger RNA. RefSeq names its product lipoyltransferase 1 (gene lipt1). Gene Ontology annotation, biological process: protein lipoylation. The record is from RefSeq and is a predicted model, not a curated record. Gene Ontology annotation, molecular function: lipoyltransferase activity. The coding region runs from base 118 to 1272 and encodes 384 amino acids. The transcript has 4 exons. Lineage: Eukaryota; Metazoa; Chordata; Actinopteri; Cyprinodontiformes; Goodeidae. Gene Ontology annotation, cellular component: cytoplasm; mitochondrion.
GGCUUUUAUUCUGGAGGGUUGGAGCGGAAGUUGUUUUGUUAGGCUAACGGACACCGCUGGUGUUCAGAGGCAGUGUCUCUCCUGUGCAGACGUGAUGAAGCAGAAACUUUGAGGCCCAUGAUGAUGCUGUUCCACCUCAGAAGGAGGUUUUAUCUUCUGAGAGCUGGAACUGGAAUCCAGCAGGCCUGGACCAGUUCCAGCUGUUUCUUCAAGGACCCUUCCAGCAGCAGUAGCUCUGGGCUGGUCCUGCAAUCUCAGUCCACUGAUGUGUUCCAGAACCUGGCUCUGGAGGAUUGGAUCGACGCCCACCUGGACCUGCAGCAGCGCAGCAUCCUCCUGCUGUGGAGGAACAGACCUGCCAUUGUCAUCGGGCGCCAUCAGAACCCAUGGACGGAGUGCAACAUGCCAGCUAUGAGAAGGGCCAUGAUCCCUCUUGCCCGAAGACGCAGCGGGGGUGGAACGGUCUACCAUGACCUCGGGAACCUCAACCUGACUUUCUUCGCCUCCAAGAAAGCAUACGACCGUCAGAGGAACCUGAAGGUGGUCACGGAGGCCCUGAGGAGAGUCUGCCCCGACCUAGAUGUCCAGGCCACAGACAGAUUUGACAUUUUACUGAAUGGACACUAUAAGAUCUCAGGGACUGCGUCCAGGCUCAGCAGGAAGUCCUCUUACCACCACUGUACUCUCCUUCAUUCUGCUGAUCGCUCCGCCCUCUCCUCUUUGCUCCGCCCCUCCUGUACUGGUAUACAGAGCAACGCCACACCCAGCGUCCCCUCACCUGUUGCCAACUUGACAGACCACGCCCCUUCCUUGCAGUGGGAGGAGCUGCUAGAGGCUUUGGUGCAGCAGUACAAUUCAGAGUUUGGCCUCACGUCUGCAUUAACCCCUGUCAGCCCAUCCGAUGAGUCUCUGUUUCCCGGUGUGGGCAACAUGGAGGCAGAGUUGCGCAGCUGGGAGUGGACCUUUGGGAAGACGCCAAAAUUCAGGGUGGAGACACAGCUGGAGCUGAGGGAUAAGCAGCUUGCCGCUGGCUGCUCUGCUUAUCUACACAUGGAGGUGAAAAAUGGCCUGGUGGAGAGCUGCAGGAUGGACAUACCAGCGAACUGGCUUCCCUUACGGCUUAGCAGCACACUGAGUGAGGUUCUGCUUGGAGAACGGUUCUGUCCUCACAGAGCAGCUGCAGCUCUUACUGUCUUCCUGCGAUCUGAGAGCGGACAGCUACACAGACGGCUGUGUAACCUCUGUGAGGUCCUGCUGGCUGUGAUGGGUUAAAGCAGAGGACUGUUGUCCCCUGCAGGCUGCUAUGUUGAUUACAGGAGCUAGAGACAAAAGAAGCUUCAGUUAAGAAGGAAUUUAAAAUGUUUUAACCAGGAGGCAAACAUUAAAACAACAAUGAAGAAGUGCCUUAACUUUAUUGUGUAUCACACUAAACUGGAGCUUAGGAUUUAUUCUGUGUUGUUGUUUUAUGUUUAAACAGAUAAAUAACUUAAGUGGAAAUAUAUUUGAUAAUAAAGACAAACUUUACAUCUGG